Molecule: messenger RNA, 2646 nt
Organism: Paramecium tetraurelia
Lineage: Eukaryota; Ciliophora; Oligohymenophorea; Peniculida; Parameciidae
Exons: 5
Source: RefSeq, a predicted model, not a curated record
AUGCUCACAUAGGGAUUUGAAGUUUAUGAAUAGACUAGCGAAUCUAAUCCAAAUAUAAUUUAUAGGCCUAUCAACUAAGGUGAUGGAUUAAUUUAUGACAACAUUAGCACAAAAGGUAAGGACUACCUAGAUAAACAUAUUAAACUUUAUAACUAUUUUAUUGUUAAGCUCAAAGAGAGGUAGAAUUAAGAAUAAACAUCUCAAUCGUAAUAACAAAAAGCUGGAUAAGAAUAAGGAAAAGAUGAAGGGUAAUUAUCUGAUAUGGAUGAUUUUAUAAAAUAAUAAUUUAAUGUGGAUGACAUCGUUAAUAGUCUAAUCAACUAGAUUCAAAAUAAUCCAUAUCCAUAAUAGACUGAGAUUAUUUUAAGAUAAUAAAUUAACAAACAAAUCUUUCAAUUUGAAUAGAUUGAUGAUAAUAGUGUCACAUUUUGUUUACUUUAUGAUAAUUAAGAAAUAUCAGAAAUUAAUUCUCAAAUUGCAACAUUCAAGGAUAUUUUCCCAAAAGAGUCAAAAAGGAAGAUUAAUAUUGUAAUUUUAAUUAAUGGUAAAGAAAACUGUAAAAAUUUCGAUCCAGACCUUGUAUCAAAAAUAAAUGUAAAAGAAAAUGAAUGUAAUAUAUGCUAUACUUAUGAAUAUAACAAGUGCAUAUUUUUAGUAAUCAAUGAAGAAUAAAGUACUAUUAGGCUAUUAAAUUGGAUUUAUAGAGGAAUCUUUAAGCAUUUUCAAUCUCAAUAUUUUUAUGUUGGUUAUUUGAGUAUUCAAAUAGGUAAAGAAAAAUUUAUAUAUAUGGAUGAAAUGAUUAUGUCACCUAAAUAUUGUGGGGCAACUGGCUAUUAUAAUUUAAUUCAUGUACAAAAUGAAAAUAAAAUUUUAACUCUUAAUUAUUCUUUUGUUGGAUAUAUGAACUAUUUGAAUUACUAAUUUUAAAUAGAUUCUUUAGCAGAGCUUAAGAGAUUUCAUGAUCCUUUCUUCGCUUAUUAUAAAUGGAACGAGCUCUAUAACGAUGUUGAUAGCUAUAUUAAAGAAUUAGAAAGUGAAAAUUAGAAAGGAAAUCUAAAUUUACAUUUAAAUUCAGUAUUACCUUUUAAUAUGUUUAAAAAGAGUGAAAAAAAAUAUUUUUUUUCUGCUGCUAGUAAUUUAGGUGAGAAGAAAAUCAUUCAAGAUAAUUAAGCUUAAAUGUUUUUGGAUUUAUCAAAUCUGAUGUAUAACAUUACUUAAUGUAAUGAUUUUGCAUUAAAUAAGCAUAGUCUUAUGUAUGCAAUCUUAUUAGAUUUAAGAAAAUUUGAAUCUAAAAUAAAAUUAGCACAAAUUUUAUUUUUGUACACCUUCUCACCAUAUCAAUUAUAUUUUUAUUCAAAUAGUUCCAGAUCAUACUUAAAAAUUAUAAUUGCAAUAGUUUGUCCAUUUUUCCUAUUUAUCCUAUUAUUAUUUUUUGUGUUACUAGUUUAAUAAUACUAAAUUGGCGUAACCAUUGUGAAAAAAAAAGUUAGAGAUUUAAUCUUGUUAUUCACUAAAAAUGAAUUAUAAAUUCUUUUUAAGUCAAAAAUUAAGAAACUAGACAAAAAUCAAAUGAAUUCCAAAAAAGAAAUUAACUUUGAAAUUGAAUAGAAAAAUUAUAAAUUUGAAAAUUUAUAUAAAGAAUUACCAACCCAAGAAUUUGAAGAAUGGAUGAGAGAUGCAUAAAGUUCUCAUGUGUAACACUCUUCAACUGAUAACAAUAUCAAUGAAGGAUUGAUGAAUGAUGGUAAUGAUGAAUAAAAUUCUAAAUAAGUAAGGAUGUAUAAACUGUCAAUCUAAAGCAUUUCAGAAAAAAAGGUUGAUAACUUUUAUGAAAAGCUAUUCAAAUAUACUUUUUUUGCAGAAAUCUUGUGCUCAGCAGCUGUAAUAGGCAACCUAAUUUACACAUACGGGAGAAAUCUAGUAUAUGAUGUUCAAGAUGAAUAACAUUUUGUCACUAUUUUUGGAAUUUUAAUUUUUAUUGCCUUUUUUAUAAUUAGAAACUUUGGGAUUAAGACAGAUUAAUGUUGGGUAUCAUUGUUAGUGCCAAUUUUUAUCUUUUUAAAUUUGCUUAUCACAACUGUUUAUUCCGAAAUGUAUCAUCUUUUAAGGAUUUAAAUAAAACCUAAAGAAUAUCUGGAAUAAGUUUAGAAAUUAUCCUAAUAUUUGUGCUUAAACAUUUUUUUUUUAAUAAUAUUUUAUAUUGUUGAAACCUCCAUGAAUUUUUAAGGUUAUAUAUUUUCCAUCAUAAUAUUUUACAAUUUGACACUUUAUUUGAUAGAUUCAUUAAUUGUCCUAGGAGCAAUAUUAAAUGGCAAAUAUAAUAAAUCUAUAUAGUCAGAAAAUACUAAAAAAGAAGGCCACGUAAAGAAAAAUGAUGAUGAAAAGUAAGAAGACGAAAAUAAAAAAGAGGAAGAAAAGAAAGAGGACAGAGAAAAGAAAAUAGAUUUAAGAUUUUAGAUACUUGAGGAAGAUUAUAAGUCAAUUGUAGAUCGUUAUAUUAAAGAUUUAAGAAUGGAACAAUAAAAGCAAAAUGAAAAUACAAGAGCACAAAUUAUAAAUCACAAAGAGUUGAUUGUUGUUGGGGAAGCAAAAUUUUCUCAUGAUCCUGCUAAUUUAAAUAAUUCUAGCGAAAUAUUUGAAAAAUGA